Messenger RNA from Linderina pennispora, 1864 nucleotides. RefSeq lists its product as uncharacterized. The record is from RefSeq and is a predicted model, not a curated record. Bases 26 to 1723 code for a protein of 565 amino acids. NCBI's taxonomy places the organism in Eukaryota, Fungi, Kickxellomycota, Kickxellomycetes, Kickxellales, Kickxellaceae. The transcript has a single exon.
GUUUCUAUUUGUAUAGUGUAGCAGAAUGGACGAGGUCCUGGACACAAUUUUCCGCAAUUGCUGCAGUCUCGAAGCAUAUUCUCGCAAUGGCAAAAGUAGCUCUGAAGCCAGUUUCAGGACCGGGGUUGACUCGAUAGCACAGGUCGACCGUAGGUGGAGGCGACUCGCACAGCCGUUUCAGUACCAGUAUCUCAUCGUAGAGCCCAGGUCUAUGGAGAAGUUUGAAGCGCAGCCACCCACUGAACCCAACAGUCUGAUACAUGACGCCCACUGGAAGACCAACAUGGACCUGGCCAGAGCUGUAGGAGCAGCAGGGCACUUUUCUGGCCUAAUGCUCCAUAUCGACGUGCCGCUUUCAAGAAGCGUAUUUGCCUAUUUGGAAAGGCUGCGUAUUUCAAAGGAGGUCUGCUCCCAGAUCAAGUCGUUGAGGUUUGUGCUGGAUAUCGGCCAACAAUACAAGCAGCUAGCAGCGUCCUCGGGCGAGGACCCUCUUGAGAUGGAGUUGCAUCUUAAGGUGCUCUUUCCCAACCUGACAAGCAUUACUUCAAUUGCCAACACGGGUAUGGGCGCCGAUAUGUACUUUCCGAUGAGUCAGCUGGCAAAUGCAUUGUCAGAGAAUCUCAACAGCAUUCAGUUUUACGCGCACGUCACUGGCAUUUUCAGGGAACUGCCAUCUCCUGCCUUGAAACUGAAACACUUGAAGGUUUCCUCAGACUACAGACUAUUUGGCCAGAUUAUACCAAAAGUACACGUGUCAUCAUUAGUAUCGCUGGAGCUGACCAAUGUCGCCAGUGUUACGAUAUGGAGCCGGUUUGUAUGCAGAGAUCACACUGUGCCUCUGGUGUUUCUGUGCCUAAAGCGACUGGUUUUUGGAUAUAGAAGCAGCUGGUACGAGAGCUUCAACAUACAGCUUGGUGUGCCUAUACUCGGGCAAACACUCUUGACAAGCAACUCGUUCCCAGUACUGGAGUUCCUGGACUAUCGAUCACAUAGCGGGGACAUUGUCAAUAUGCUUGAUACUCUAAGCAGUGCACCCGUGCAGGUGGUUCACCUGACUGUAGAUUGCUGGGUCCGAGAGCAUCUUGACAUUAGCAGAUUCAAGGACGUCCGGGAGCUCAGUAUCAGAUUCGAUUCUAGCGCAUACUCACAUUACGACCGAGAUCUGUUUGUGUUCCUUUUCCAGCGUGUAUCUCAGAUGCCGCUCCUCCGCAAGGCUAAAUUCGAGUUCAAUCGACAUGGCCAGUGCUCUACCAAAGCUAGCAUUCACGAGGAGCUGUUUCGGUAUUUGAACUCUCCAAGUUUACGUGUUUUGAGCCUGAACGCCAGUGUAUCACCCACAGGCUUCAAUGAGCUUCUGCGAGGAACUCCGAAUCUAACAGAUUUGCGUAUCGGGAUAGAGUUCUUGGUUUCCGAAACUAUCGAGAAAUCAUCAAGUGGCCGGUUUCUGUUCGGCCAGUGGGUCUCACCAGUCAGUACAAGCCUGCAAGUUUUGGCCCUCAUCUCAGACUGGUCUAAUAUGCCAUAUUCCAAGCAGGAUGUGUACUUGAAGUCGCUAGCAGAGAGUCUGCCGAAUCUUUUGCACCUGGACAAGCUGCCUAUGGCCAGUGCCUCCAUUAGCGCGGAAGAACUGGAUGGGUACGGCGAAAAUCCGACCGCGCGGGUGUCGGGAGCCUUUUUGCAGUCGAGAAGCCGCUGGCGGUACUACCUAGGCAAUCCGCAAUAAACUUCUGAAAGGUGUGUGGUGGAGGUUACAUUGGAGGAUGGCACUAUAAGGCCUGUGGCCAUCGUGUGAGCUGGAUGCUUGAUUUUCUACCUUAUGCCGUGGCGGCGAUCUAUUAGGCACCAGCAUUUGUUGCCACCUGCA